AUGCUUCAGCUCAUUAUCUAUCUAUCAUCUAUCUAUCUAUCUCAGUUUAUUAUCUAUGUCAGCUUUAUUAUCUAUCUCAUCUCAUUAUCUAUCUAUCUAUCUAUCUAUCUAUCUAUCUAUGUCAGCUCAUUAUCUAUUUAUCUAUCUCAGUACAUUAUAUAUCUAUCUAAGCUCCUUAUCUAUCUAUCUAUCUAUCUAUCUAUCUAUCUAUGUCAGCUCAUUAUCUAUCUAUGUCAGAUCAUUAUCUAUCUAUCUCAGCUCAUUAUCUAUCUAUCUAACUAUCUAUCUAUCUCAGUUUAUUAUCUAUGUCAGAUCAUUAUCUAUCUAUCUAUCUAUCUAUCUAUCUCAGCUCAUUAUCUAUCUAUCUAUCUAUCUAUCUAUCUAUCUAUCUCUCUCAAUUACCCAAUUUCAUCUAUCAAUACAGCAAGAGGGACUCCCGUUCUGGCCGCCAUUAAACCCACCGACAAAGUGACAAAGUCUCUGGUCUUUUUGGAGCAAUGCCAGAAUUCUGGCCAAACUCUUCACAAGAAAGCAUCAAUUGAAGAAACAAUAAUAUUUCCCCCGUCCUCUCAAUUUUUUGAAUCAUUCGACGUCAAUAUUUUCUUUCUCACAUUUGUUUUCUUCUUGUUCUUCUUGGUUUUGUUGUUAUUGUUAUUCUUCUUCUUCUCCUCCUCCUCCUUCUUCUUCUUCUUCGUUUUUUUUCUUCUUUUUUUUCUUCUCCUUUCUUCAUUUUAUUUCUUUUUCUUCCUCUUCUCCUUCUUCUUCUUGACUCUUUUUUUCUUCUUUCUUCUUUUCAUUCCUUUUUCUUAUUUAUUUUCUUAUUUACCACUUUUCGAGUUGUGUUUUUCUCUUUCACUUUUACUUUUCACUUUCUUUCUUACUUUCUCUUUCACUUUUACUUUUCACUUUCUUUCUUACUUUCUCUUUCACUUUUACUUUUCACUUUCUUUCUUACUUGCUCUUUCACUUUUACUUUUCACUUUCUUUCUUCUUUCUUUUCACUUUUUACUUUUCACUUUCUUUCUUACAUUCUCUUUCACUUUUUUACUUUUCACUUUCUUUCUUACUUUCUCUUUCACUUUUUACUUUUCACUUUCUUUCUUACUUUCUUUUCUUUUACUUUUCACUUUCUUUUUUUUACUUUCUCUUUCACUUUUACUUUUCACUUUCUUUCUUACUUUCUCUUUCACUUUUACUUUUCACUUUCUUUCUUACUUUCUCUUUCACUUUUACUUUUCACUUUUUUUUUUACUUUCUCUUUCACUUUUACUUUUCACUUUCUUUCUUACUUUCUCUUUCACUUUUACUUUUCACUUUCUUUCUUACUUUCUCUUUCACUUUUACUUUUCACUUUCUUUUUUACUUUUCACUUUCUUUCUUACGCGUAGUCGAUUACCUCUUGAACAUUCUUUAUUUCACUCCAGAACUCUCCUGAGGCAGGUUCUUCGAUAUGUUUUAUCUUUACUUUUUCUUUUACCAUUUCUUCUUCUUCUUCUUCUUCUUCUUCUUCUUUUUUCUUCUUCUUCUUCUUCUUCUUCUUCCUCCUCCUCUUCUUCUUCUUCUUCUUUUUUCUUCUUCUUCUUCUUCUUCUUCCUCCUCUUCUUUUCUUCUUUUUCUUCUUCUUCUUCUUCUUCUUCUUCUUCCUCCUCCCUUCUUCUUCUUCUUCUUCUUCUUCCUCCUCCUCCUCUUUCUUCUUCUUCUUCUUUUUCUUCUUCUUCUUCUUCUUCCCUCCUCCUCCUCUUCUUCUUCUUCUUCUUCUUCUUCUUCUUCUUUUCUUCUUCUUCUUUUUCUUCUUCUUCUUCUUUUUCUUCUUCUUCUUCUUCUUCUUUCAUUUCUUCUUCAUUUUCUUCUCUUUCUUCUUCUUUCAUGUCUUCUCCUCCUUUCAUAUUUUCUUCUUUCAUAUUUUCUUCUUUCAUUUCUUCUUCAUUUCUCCUUCUUUCAGUUUUUCUUCUUUCAUUUCUUCUUCGUCUUUGUCUUGUUUUUCUUCUCCUUGUUUCAUUUCUUCUUCUUCUUCUUUCAUUUCUACUUCUUCUACUACUUUUUCUUCUUCUCCUUCUUUUUUCUUCUUCCUUUUUUCUUCUUCCAUUUUGUUCUUUUUCUUCUUCUUUUUCUUCUACUUUCAUUUCUUCUUCUUCUUCUUUGUCGUCUUCUUCUUCUUCUUCUUCUUCUUCUUCUUUUUCAUUUCUUAUUGUUCUUCUUUUUCUUCUUGCUCCCCCCCAUACUCCAUGUUUUCAUCUACCAUUUUCUUUUUAUUGCCUCAUCAUCUCCAUCCAAUUCGAAACCAUUUCAUUCAUUUCUUAUCUUAAUUUCCAUCUCCUUUUUUUUCUCUCUCUCUCUCCUAUAUUUCUCCCUUCAAUGAAUCUCUUUACUGUCCUUCAUACACAACCUCAUCUUUUCCACACCUCCCCACCAUUCUUGUCUCUACCUCUAUGUCAAUCUCUUUCUUUUCAUCCUUCCAUCACUUGCCACUCCUGGAAACAUCAGAAUCCCCAAAAACCUACUUUCACGUUCCCCCUCCUCUACCUUGCUCAGCUCUCGCCCCACACUCCACGCCGUCUUCCCUCGCUUUGUCUUAAGUAG
Acanthosepion pharaonis is the source of this 2580-nucleotide messenger RNA. The record is from the annotation of a GenBank genome assembly. Lineage: Eukaryota; Metazoa; Mollusca; Cephalopoda; Sepiida; Sepiidae.